This is a messenger RNA of Cutaneotrichosporon cavernicola, 1728 nucleotides long. RefSeq lists its product as uncharacterized. The record is from RefSeq and is a predicted model, not a curated record. The transcript has a single exon. NCBI's taxonomy places the organism in Eukaryota, Fungi, Basidiomycota, Tremellomycetes, Trichosporonales, Trichosporonaceae. Bases 1 to 1728 code for a protein of 575 amino acids.
AUGUGGGCGACCCGUGCCGUCACUGCCGUCCCUGCCGUCCCCGAACUGUCCACGCCCAUGUCCAUGUCAGGCAAGAUGGCCAACCGUCUCCGCGCAGUAGUCGAGGCCGAGCUUCCCCCAGCCCUCCCAGAGUCGCCAGAAGUCAUCAUGCGUGCCCACCGCCCACUUCCCCCAGUCCCGGUGAAUGGGACCCGCCCAGGUACGACGGCGUUAGGAUUGGCCCUUAGGCCAUCCCUCUCGGUCCAUGUCCUCCCCUCGGGACUGCCGACGCCGCCGAUCGACAGCCCGACUUGGACUGCCGACUCGCCAAAGUCCUGGACCUCGAAUUCGAUCAAUUCCGAUAGCCCCAAGUCUUGGACUCAAGACGUCACUAAACCAAUUCACGCUCAGCCACUUCCACCCCUUCCACCCUGUAAGGCCCGCUCUCUUGGCCGCAAACUUCCCGCGACCCUCACCGAGAGCCUCGAACUCCUAGUUCGCGUCCAAGAGCAUUGCCACAAACUUGGUGGUGCGCCAACAAGCUCUCUCGGCGCCGUCCCUGAAGAGCCCCUCUCCACUUCCCCUCCCCGCAAUCGGCGUGACUCGCACCCUGGUCCUCCACCAGCCAUCCGUCGCUUAGUCGAGCCGGCCUACGCCUCAUGCAUCAAUCUCCAAGCGGUUCCCGAGGGGGCCACCGUCCCCACCUCAUUGCACCCGUCGCGCCCCCCGCGCCGUGUCACCGCCCCAGCUCAGCUGCAGCGCACGCGCUCGGCUUCCUCGGACUCGAGCUCUUCUGGCGACUGGCCCGAAACGCCCCCCACGAGCGUGUACGCCGGGCAUUCUGCUGGCGCAGAGUCCGUCCCGGUCUUCUCCUCGUUGCCCGAGGACAUGCGGCGCCGCCCACCCAUGCGCUCCGUCGUCGCGCUGGACCAGUACCCCCUCUCGUCCGCCACCCUCGCCUACGCCGCCGAGCUCGAGCUACUCGAUGAGGCUGGCCGUUCCCUCCGCUUCGGUGACGUUCUCUCCUCGAAGCGCACCCUCGUCGUCUUUGUGCGCCACUGGCUCUCCCCCUCGUGUGCCGCGUACCUCCGCGAGCUCAUCGCCGCACUUUCUCCGGCUGUCCUGGCUCGCGCGCACGCCCGUGUCGUCUUUGUUGGGCACGGCGCAGCCAACCUGAUCUCGGGCUUCCGCCAGCACCUCCAGUGCCCCUUUACCGUCUACACCGACCCCACUAGGCGGCUGCACGACGUGCUCGGCCUCGUGCCCAAGGGUUCCAAGGGCUUCCACUUUGGCCGCGCCAAGGACUUGUUCAUGGGCGCUGCUCGUAUCGGCCUCCGCUCGGGCAACAGGGCCCAGAUGGGCGGUCUGUUCGUGUUCGACGGGCAAGAUAUUGGAUUCGCCCACCGCAUGCGCGGUGAUGGCGAUCACGCGCCCCUUGCCAAGGUCCUCGAGGCCGUGUCUCUCCGCCCGGCCCCGCUGCCACCCGUGGCCGGGUCAAAAGCCCCGCUUGGCCACCGCAGCUCGGUGUACAUCUCGCGCCCUGGGCCCUCAAACCAGCCUCGUGGCGCGCAAUCCUGCACGGCACUUAUCGACCCGCCCCAGCGCCUCGUGUUUCCCCUUCCACCCUCCUCCCAAAACAGCCAGGAGACGCGCAAGAGGCGUUUGUCGGCACAGCGCGACGCCGUCGCCGUCGUCUACCCCGACGACAUCGCCCGUGUCAGCUGUGAGAUGCGGGGAUUGCGAGUGUGA